Cuscuta epithymum is the source of this 773-nucleotide messenger RNA. NCBI's taxonomy places the organism in Eukaryota, Viridiplantae, Streptophyta, Magnoliopsida, Solanales, Convolvulaceae. The record is from the annotation of a GenBank genome assembly.
UGACUACAAAUCUACAAUAAGCCCCUUGCUCGGCUUUAUGCCGUGGGAUCAUAUGUUGUCAUGGUUAUGGCCUUAUGGGCUUUUAAUUGUUUGACUUGUCUUUAAUCAUGCCUUUGGGGUGGGCUAGACAAUACUUUUAGGAUGGGCUGGAAUGGGGUUAUUUCAGAUCCGAAACAGAUCCUUGUGAAGACUAGAAUGUAUGUUGAUGGCUGGGGACUUGCACAACAACCAGUAGGUCGUGAAAGCAUUAUUAGAAGGCCUACAAUUUCAGCUUGGAAGAAACCUUCUCCGGAAAGAUACAAGUUGAAUGUGGAUGCAGCUGUGAGAGAAAAGAUGUGUGGUCUGAGAUGGGUAUUACGUAAUGAAGCAGGGGAUUUUAUUGCAGGUGUGGCGAAGGUUGGGCACGGAGUUUUGUCCUCAUUGGAAGAUGAGCUUAUUGGAAUUAGAGAGGCUUUGAGCUGGAUGAAAGAAAGAGGUUGGGAUAGUGUUGAGGUGGAGUCAGACUCGUCGGGGGCUGUGGCUGAGAUUCUUCAGGAGUCGAGUGUUUCUUUAGUCGGGAUUAUUGGUGGUGAUAUUCAAGAAAUUGCUUUGGGCUUUACCGACAUAUCUUUUUUUUCACAUUAGACGGUCAGCGAACAAGGCGGCUCACAAGAUAUCUAAAGUCGCUUGUUCUGUGUCUGACUGUGUUUAUUGGGAUGAUUUAUCUCCUUCUUUCAUUACUCAUGUACUAAACUCGGAUUCUUUGAAUGAUAGUUAAUUGUUUCAUCUUAAAA